Struthio camelus australis is the source of this 399-nucleotide messenger RNA. The record is from RefSeq and is a predicted model, not a curated record. NCBI's taxonomy places the organism in Eukaryota, Metazoa, Chordata, Aves, Struthioniformes, Struthionidae.
AUGAAGCUGACUGUUAUUCUGCUCAUCACCGUCGUGCUUUGCAGCUCCCUUGGUGCCGGCUGGGCUCACGAGGUUGUCCCUGGCUUCCUGCAGACCCUGCUCCAAGGCACUGCGGAGCAGCUGUACGCCGGGCCCAUUUCUCAACGCAAACUCGACGAUGUGACUAAAGCUGCUCUGACUGCGCUGAAGAAAUGUAUCGGCGAGCUCUCUCCCGAGCACGUCCAGGCCCUUCUCAAUCUGCUGGGUUUCUCGCCCAGGCGGCUGCUAGCCACUUCCCCUCCCCUUCCCCUGCCGGCCGGCAUGUCGUUUGAAGUCUUCCCAUCUCUCCGCACCCCGCUCUUUGAAACGCUGCGGAUCGGCGGCGCGGCACCCCAGACCCCAGCUUACGCCUUCGCCUAG